This is a messenger RNA of Acanthoscelides obtectus, 1161 nucleotides long. Lineage: Eukaryota; Metazoa; Arthropoda; Insecta; Coleoptera; Chrysomelidae. The record is from the annotation of a GenBank genome assembly.
AUGCCUCACGUCGACAUCUUGCUCAACCAGUUGCAGAAGAGAAAAACCGAGCCAGUGCAAGUUAAAAUGGCUAUCGAUAAUUUUGAAAAAUGUAUUGUCGAUGUGAGAAAUAAAAUUGAUGACAUAAUAAAUGAAGCCAAAAGUAAUUGCACUCUAACCCCAAGGCAACAAAAGGAGAUGACAGCGUCAAUGUGCUUAAACACUAGAAACAAGAGAAUGCUGGUACAACCAGCUCACAACACAUCUACAUAUAACAGAUGCUACAAUGUUGCUCAAUUAUUCCUAUCAUGCCCUGGAAAACAGCAAAGCAGUGCGGAGCAGACUGGAAAUGCUGCAAACGUCAAGCGGCAGAACAGCAAAGCUCCAAGGUGUACAGACUACAGACUGCGGAAAAACUUCGAAAGAAAUACAAAACGAUCUACUGGAUUGUAUUGUCAUGAAGAAAUAAUAAAACAGAUUAACAGAGCCUCGUAUUUGGCGAUAAUUGCAGAUGAAACAACGGACAUUUCGGGGAAAACCCAACUGGUAACAAUUUUCAGAUGCGUAUUUAACGGCGAACGUCCUCACACCGCUAACAGUUUUGAGCGCUCAAUGGCACAGUCUCUGGCUGCGCAGGAUGAGGCUGAGCUGUGGUUUUGCUCCAAUAAGCUGUUGCUAAAUAAAGAUAAGACAAAGAGAAUGGUGUUCUCCAUGCGAAGCCUGCCUGGAGACAGUGAUUUGGUUGGUGAAGCCAAGUUUCUGGGGGUUACUUUGGACCCAAGAUUGCAAUGGGGCCUUCACAUUGACAGUGUUGCUGGAAAGGCCACCAAAGAAGAGAAAACCGAGCCAGCGCAAGUUAAAACCGCUAUCGAUAAUUUUGAAAAAUGUAUUGUCGAUGUGAGAAAUAAAAUUGAUGGCAUAAUAAAUGGAGCCAAAAGUAUUUGCACUGAGCCCCAAGGCAACAAAAGGAGACGACGUAAUAAUAGCAGUCACGGUCACCGAGUUGCCGCAUUAGAAGUAUGCGGCAAUAUAGUGGAUUCUGCAAAUGACAGGUUAAACGUUCAUGACACGGAAGGGAGCUUACUAAAUAGAAAGGAAAUACCCAUUAGCGAUAUUUCCUCGUUCAGAUCUGGGCCGUUUCUACAUGGAAGUAGCGUUGGUGGCAUGACCAAGGGUAUUUAA